AUGGCUUCAGAACAGGGGGCUAAGAAGCGGCACCACAACCCAGUGGACAGCAUAUGCAGGAAGAUCAAGUCCAUCCAGAUGAUGGACCAAGUCUCUAACCCUACUUUGCAGAUCCCAAAGUUUCAGUCCAGGAACUUCGACAGUCCACAGUGCAACGUCAAAAAAAAUCUGGAAGAAAUCCUGAAAGGCAGGACUUUCAGAAGUCAUGACAGUGCCAGUCCAGCUUCAAUCAGUCCCGGCAAUGACGAUGUUUUCUAUUCAGACUUGUCCCCUUGUCUUGCACCUGUCUCUGACUCCUCUGAUAAAGAUGUCACCUUUACAGUCAUUAAAAGGAAUGAGAGCUCCAGCAACCCCUGGGUGCCAGGAUGUCCCAUGGAGAACCGUUCUCCAUGCUGUUUUGGAUCCCAGGAGGCCAAUACUCAGAACAGACCGUUUGCUUUAUCGAAGGCUGUAUCUAAAGAUGUGCGUCGUAAACAGACCUACCUCACAUCAACUCCAAGUUUCUAUGUCUUCAAGUCUGAUAAAAAGCCAAACAGUGCUGUGAUCCAACCUCCUGUGCCAAAGGCAUUUCCUUCGAGUGAAAGAGGAGGGAGGCAGAGACUGGAGUUCAAAGCCAACGAUGUGAGCUUGAUCUCUGAGGAAGACCUACUGACCACAAUCUUCUGGGCAUGUGACAUAGAACAUACAGGAAAAGUGGCAGUUUCCAAGAUAGUCGAUUAUUUGAGGCACACAACUAGUCGGGGAUCGGAAGAUAGUGGUCUUGAAGAGCUGUGCAAUAUGCUGGACCCAGAUCAGAAGGAUGUCUCCAUGGACCUGGAAACGUAUCGUGCGGUCAUGGGAGAGUGGAUCGAAGACCGCAAGAGAAAAUGGGAAGAUAGUGCCACUGAGGAAUCAUCAGCAAGCAUGGAAGACCUGGAAUUGCAAGCACCUAAAAUCAUCCCUGAAGCCAAAAAGACACAUGUCCAGAUGAAUGUUACAUCAGGAAGCCUGGAGGCCUUUGGGGGUGAUGUGUCUAGAGGAGAUAUGGAGACCUCUGACCUGAUAAGCUCUGUUGCUGACCUGCAGUACAAAAUCAAGAACCUUCAGGAAGAGCACAACAAGGUGAAGCUCUCAUUGGAAGCUGCGGAUGAGACCAACAACAAGCUGCUGGCAGAUAAUGAGCGUUUACAUCAACAAAUUAAAAGCAUCCAGCACUAUGUGUUGAAAGCCAAAUCACUGGAAGAAGAACUGGAAGAAGUAAGGAACAAUCUGAACCUGUCAGAAGAGAAGAGAGAGCAGGCUCUCUGGCAGAACAAACAACUAGAAAAAGAGAAUCAGUCUCUCAACAUCCAAGUUACUUCUCUCCAGGAAGAGAAUAUUAGGAGUAGCAUGGACACUGACGGACUACAAAAGAAGAUUUUGGAGCUGUCUAAAAAUGCAGCAGAACUUCAAAUCCAAGUAAAUCUCUGUGAGAGCACUGUGGUGAAUAAAGAGGCAAGCUUGAUCAAGAAGGAGCAGGACAUCCAGGAACUGAAGUUAAACAUUGUGGAGUGUUCCUCAAUAAUAGAGACAUUGAGGGCAGAAAAAAAUAAGCUACUGGAGAACAUGCAACACAUGCAGCAAGAGCUGAUCUCAAAUGGGUUGUGUUUCCCCUUGCUGUGCAAAUACAACAGUAGCAUUCCUGAAGGGAUGAAUUCGCUGCACUGUGAGCUGGAACUUGCCCAGUCUUCAGAGAUUAUCAAGACUGAACGGAUGACCCUGGAUGAAACGCUGGACCGUGAAGUGCUGCUUUUACUUCAGGGGCCUGAAUAUGGAGGAGAAAAAUUUAAGACUGUCAUGCAAAACCUGGUCAGUGGCAGAGUUUAUCAAGAGGAAGCCUCUGAAGUGCAGGAGCUUGUCAUGGCUUCAUUGCAGUGGGUAGAAGAUCCUGAUGGGGACAUGCAACAAACCUGGGAAAGAAAACUUUUGGUUCUCAAGCAAGAACUAAAAGAAAAAAUACAUAUUUGGAUCCAGAAACUUCAGCUCUUGGAAAAAUGCAAGGAGACCUUGGACAAGGAUUUUGUUCGAAUGGCAGGAAACCUGAGGAGAACCAGGACAGAACAACUCCACCUAAGGAAAGAGCUCUCUGCUAGGCAACACGAGCUAGAAACUGUCAAACAGCUACAAGAGGAAACUGCUGGCCAGGCAGAAGCCCUUGGUUUAGAGCUUCAGGAAGCUCUGAAGCAGCUCAAGGAUGCCAGCAGACAUGCGGAGGAUCAAGUUGAAGCGUUUCACUCCGCUCGUGAGGAAGCAGCAUCCUUGAAGAGCAAGUUGGAGGAAGCCAUUUCUGAGCAGCAAAGGCUCAGGGAUGUGAGUGCAGCUUUAACAAGCACUUGCCAGUUGCUUCAGGAAAAGGUGGAACACCAGAGAACAACUGCUAAUGCACUGAGAUGGGAACUGCUUCAGAGGAGACUCUGCGAGUUGGUGUGUCAGUGCUGUGCAGAGUUAGAAUCUGCCUAUGGUCUGCUGCCCACCUCAGCUGAACCUGUAAAAGGGAAGCAGCUCUAUUGCUCUAAAAGGCUGUGGAGUGAAGGACCCUCAGAUCUUUUGUCUUGCCACAGUUCCCCUCUGCUAGACGCUCUGAGCUUGGAAACCUCCUGCCCAAAUAACUCCCCCGGGCACAGCUGGGACCGGCCUUGCAGGGAGAGCUCUGGCAGCUGCAGCUUUGGAAGGGGUGACCUGGGACAUGUGUUCACGUCAGAUGUGACAUUAGAGGCCUGCAGGUGGAAAAUAUGCUCUGCUGGUGACUACACUGAUGCAGACCUUCCUGUUUCCAUUACAAUGAUGGACUCUUCACUUACUGAGCUUGACUGUGUGGAGGCAACGCUACCAGCCGGUCUGAUCCCAUCCAGCGACCACCUCACCUCAGCCCGAGACGUUCUUGCAUCCUCGGUGGAAAGCACGGCACCGGUGACGGGCUGCCUUGUCAUGGAGGAAAAAUCACCCAAGGGCUUACGUGAGGGAGAGGAUGAUGUGCCAGCUCCCGCAGCAACGGAGAAAAACAGCAAUAAGGAUCCAGCUGGUCCUGUGUCAGGACCCAUCAAGCAGGAAUUCUGCCCUGUGAUGGAGGAACACAAACCUGCACCUCAAAGUGUUUUAAAGCAAGACCUGGAGGUGGACCAGGAAAAGAAAAAUAACAAAGAGCGGGGUGAGGAAGCACCAGCUGUUGUUCCCAGUAGGAAAGGGAGUUCACCCACUGCAGGUGGCAUUAAAGGAGAUAAGACAAAGCAAAACGAGCCUGAAUCCCCUAGUGAGAAGGAAGUGGAGGCUGAAUUUCUGAGGUUGUCUUUAGGUUUUAAAUGUGACUUGUUUACCUUGGACAAGAGGGUGAAGCUCGAAGAAAGGUCUCGAGACUUGGCUGAAGAAAACUUGAAAAAGGAGAUCACAAAUGCUGUAAAGAUGUUGGAGGCUUUAGUUCCUUUGUGUGAAGAAGACAACCAAGCACAGGAGAUCAUUAAGAAGCUGCAGAAAAGCUUGCAGUUCCUCAGCCAGUAUGCAGCCCGAGUGGCCAGCAGAGCAGAGAUGUUGGGAGCUAUUAAUCAGGAGAGCCGGGUCAGCAAGGCCGUGGAAGUGAUGAUCCAACACGUGGAAAACCUGAAGCGCAUGUAUGCGAAAGAGCACGCGGAACUUGAGGAGCUGAAACAGGUCCUGCUCCAGAACGAGAGAUCCUUCAGUUCCCUGGGAGACAGAGAUGAAUCUACAAAUAAAAAGCUACCAAGUCCUUUUAACUUUAAGCCAUCAUCAGCCCUGCGGAGAGUUAGCAUUGCAACAGUGCCCAGGAGUGCUGGGAAUGCAGGGAUUGGGUUGCCACUGGCCCAACUCCACGACCCCGACGGAGACGAACGGAGUGAGAGGUUCAACAGGAGAUCAAGCAGUUGGGGGAAACUAGGGGUGAAGCAAAAUGAGAAGCGUCCUUCGCUGCAGCGAUUCCUCAGCACCUAUUCCUGGGCAGAGUACGAAGAGGAGCACUUUGCACCAAAAAAUGAGCAGUCAGAGUCCCCUGCUGAAGUACAGGAACAACCCACCAGGAAGGAAAGUGUCUCUGAGAAAGGAAAAUAUUCAUCAAAAUGGACCCUGGAGUCAGUGUACAACUUGAUGUCAUCAUGGGCGUCCGACUUCAAGGCUUCCUUUUCCAAUGCCAACAAAACCCUCUGGGUCUCUGUCUCCAUCCUGGUGCUCCUGGCUGCACUCACGAGCUUCCUCACAGGGCUGUCCCUUCACAGACCAGCAGAUGCAGCACCUGUAGGAACUGGGGACUCCUGGACAUCACUACAGCAGCUGCUGUGGCCCUACAUAAGACUCCGACACAACGGGCCUCCCCCAGUAUAACCAAGGUUCUGACUUCUGUAGUUGUACUUCCAAGUACUUUCCAAGAAGCUGAGAUAGUUUAUUUAAGGUUUCAUGUUUGGAUUUGUUUUGUUGGGUUGUGGGUAUUUUUUGGGAGAUUUUUUUUUCUUUCUCUAAAGCAUGACUUGAAAUGAAAGUGUGUGUGUAUAUAUAUAUAUUUUUCACCCUAUUCUGACAAAAGUCAUCUUUACAAGUAGCUGAAAGGGUCUCUGUUCAAGCAAAAUAAGUUUGUUAUUCUCUUGUGGCUAGGACCACUUAGUUGUUUUUAUUGUUAGCUACUUUCAAAUUGUAAACCUGAACAGAACUAAGAGAAAAUUGUUUGCAUUUUAGUCAUUGGAGCUGUUUCAAUGAGUUGAAUAGAACAGGGUUCUAGACUUGAAAUGUAACUUUAUUGAGAACUUUUGAUAAUAAAGUUUUGAAGGAAAA
This is a messenger RNA of Neopelma chrysocephalum (saffron-crested tyrant-manakin), 4791 nucleotides long. It is a transcript of the gene IRAG2, whose product is annotated as lymphoid restricted membrane protein. The coding region runs from base 1 to 4347 and encodes 1448 amino acids. Gene Ontology annotation, cellular component: endoplasmic reticulum membrane. NCBI's taxonomy places the organism in Eukaryota, Metazoa, Chordata, Aves, Passeriformes, Pipridae. The transcript has 39 exons. The record is from RefSeq and is a predicted model, not a curated record.